AUGGUUCUGGUGGCAAGUGGAGCUGAGCAUGAAGAUCUUUUGAAAGUUGUUGAGCCAUUAACUUCUGACCCGCCUAACUUACCACGCGAAGCAGAGCCUAAGUCUCAGUAUACUGGUGGAGAUUUUCGCCACAAUACUGGUGGAGAUUUUUGCCAACAUACUGGUGGAGAGGCUACACACUUUGGGCUUGCCUUUGAGGUUCCCGGCUGGAAGAGCAAGAAAGAAGCACUCAUCGCUUAUGUUCUCCAGAUGCUUAUGGGAGGAGGUGGCUCAUUCUCAGCUGGAGGCCCUGGAAAAGGAAUGCACUCAUGGCUUAGUCUCCGUAUUCUGAACGAAUAUCAGCAAGUUCAGUCAUGCACCGCAUUCACUAGCAUAUUUGGCAACACCGGACUGUUUGGAAUCCAUGGUUGCUCGGUGAGUUCAGCAAGAUCCUGA
Messenger RNA from Eruca vesicaria subsp. sativa (arugula), 435 nucleotides. Lineage: Eukaryota; Viridiplantae; Streptophyta; Magnoliopsida; Brassicales; Brassicaceae. The record is from the annotation of a GenBank genome assembly.